Messenger RNA from Didymella exigua CBS 183.55, 1821 nucleotides. RefSeq names its product diphthamide biosynthesis protein 2. Gene Ontology annotation, biological process: protein histidyl modification to diphthamide. The coding region runs from base 1 to 1821 and encodes 606 amino acids. Gene Ontology annotation, molecular function: 2-(3-amino-3-carboxypropyl)histidine synthase activity. Lineage: Eukaryota; Fungi; Ascomycota; Dothideomycetes; Pleosporales; Didymellaceae. The record is from RefSeq and is a predicted model, not a curated record. The transcript has 2 exons.
AUGGCGGUCCCGGCUCUUGCGGGCGCGCCCGUGCUGUCGACGCCCGACACACACUCGUUCCAAGACCCGACACCUCCCGUCGACACAGACAGCCCGCGCCUGACGGACGCGCAGCUCGCAGCCACGUACGAGAUACCGCGCACCGUCGCCGAGAUCUGUGAGGGGCGGUGGAAGAGGAUUGCGCUGCAGUUUCCGGAUCACUUGCUUGUUGAUGCGCCGCGGGUGUAUGGGCUGCUGAGCCGGGGGCUGGCGGCGGAGGGGCAGCGGAGUGGGAGGGCGGGGGUCGAGGAGCUGAGCGCGCGGCUGGAGACCAACAUGGGCUUGGAAGAGAGGCGGGGCGAAGAGACGCAGGAGAGACGUGACCAAGAGACGCGGGACGGCGAGCACAGGCUGUUCAUCCUCGGCGACACGUCCUACGGCGCGUGUUGUGUCGACGAGGUCGCCGCCGAGCACGUCGACGCCGACUGUGUCGUGCACUACGGGCGCUCAUGUCUCUCCCCGCCGUCGCGACUGCCCGUCAUCUACGUCUUCACUGCACGCCCGCUCCAGCUCGACCACACGGCUUCGGCCUUCGAGGCAACGUACCCCGACAAGGCGCAAAAGGUCAUUCUGAUGGCCGACCUGCCCUACGCGCACCACAUUCCCGCGCUGCACACGCGCCUCGAGGCGGCCGGCUACACGUCCCUCUUCUCCACCGCCGUCGUCCACGACCCCGCCUCCCCGCUGCCAAACCGCACAACGCCCCCGGCCACCGCACACGGCAACACGGCCCUGCUCGACUGGGCCCUGUUCCACAUCGCCCCGCCCCCCGACUCGCUGCUGCUCAUCCUCGCCUCCCGCGUCGCCUCGACACACAUCUGCCCCGCAACGCCGGGCCCCACACGCCCGGCCGCCGAGGUGGCCAACACCCGCAUGACCCUGCGGCGGCGGUACGCGCUGUGCACCUCGCUGUCGACGACGCCCGUCUUCGGCAUCCUGAUCAACACGCUCAGCGUGCGCAACUACAUGGGCAUCCUGGCGCACGUGCAAAAGGCCAUCGCCGCCGCGGGGAAGAAGAGCUACACGUUUGUGGUCGGCAAGGUCAACGCCGCCAAGGUCGCCAACUUCAGCGAGGUUGGGGGCUGGGUCGUGAUCGGGUGCUGGGAGAGCAGUCUCAUCGAGUCCAAGGAUUUCUGGCGCCCGCUCAUCACGCCGUUUGAGCUGGGCAUUGCGCUGCAGGACGACGCGCAGCGCGUGUGGACGGGCGAGUGGAGCGGCGAUUUCGCCCGUAUCCUGGCGGACGCCGAGGCGGGGGCCCAAAGGAACGGGGAGGGAGAGAAGGAAGAAACCAGCACCGCGACGCCGACCAGCACCGACGAAGCGGACUUUGACUCGGAAGAAGACUCGGCACCCCCCGAAUUCGACCUCAGAACCGGCCGCUACGUCUCGCACUCGCGCCCCAUGGCCCCAUCCCGCUCCAAGCCCAUCCGCCAGUCUUCCACCACCACAGCAGCAGCAGCAGCAGCAGCAGCAGCAGCAACAACAGCAGCAACAACAACAACAGCAGCAACAACAACAGCAGCCGCAGCAGCAACAACAACAGCAGCAGCAGCGCCCUCCACUGCGCUCGCAAAACGCGCAACCGGCGCCUUGGCGGCUGUCAACGGCGUCGUCUCGCCCGGCGCCGAGUUCUUGACGACUCAGAGGACCUGGGUUGGCUUGGGGAGCGAUUACAACGACCCUGAGACGGGGCGCGAGACGGAGCGCGCGGCGACGAUGGAGCAGGGGCGCAGUGGCAUUGCGAGGGGGUAUCGUGUUGGCGACGAUCAGACGACGAGUUAG